AAAAUACUGUACUGUGGAGGCAUAUUUAAUUGUCAGGAAAAAUUCAGGAAAAGGGAGAAGAAAACAAAGGGAGAGCUAGAGAGGAGCAACAGAGAGAAAAGAAAGAGAAAAAGGUGCCAUUCAAAAGUUCAUUCACCCAUUAUGCAUGCAGUGUCUAUGUUGACCUCUAGAUGGAGCCAUAACAGCUUUCAGUGUUUUAUGUGAUUCGGUGAUUGGAUUGAGGGCAGGGUGUAGCAAAGCCAACUAAAACGCUGCUGCUGUAUUUACUGUCGAGAAUUAAUUUCAUUUUCAGUAGAUGGAAAUAAAGCAAAUAUUAAGGUUCAGUGACAUUGACAGUUUUUAAUUUAGACCUCAAAUUAUAACAAAAACACAUCCAGCUUUUCUUCUAAUUUGAGUUUUUUUUUAAUAUAAUUUACUUUAGAAAGUUACAGCUCAGUUUUUCCAAGACAUAAUUAGCAAAUCUAUCACAAAACACUAAACUUGCCUGUUCCCAAACCUAACCCUGAUCAUAACCCUAACCUUAUAGGUACACUUUGUAACUUUUUGGUGGGUCCAUCACUGCUUGUUUCUGUGGAGAUGUCAUUGCUCUGCCUGGAAUGUUCCACAGUAUCACAUUAAACAGCUCUAUGUUACAUUUAUUCAAUUACACAUGGUUUUAUAGCUCAAAUAUACCUAGAAAAACAGACAUUGUGAGCGGGGUCGCCUCUCCACAGAUCUGACCUGUAACUGGGUCUGGUUUGGUUUCCAUGAAGAUGGAAAGGUUUAAUGCCAUACAUACUACUGCUAACCUGAUGUGAAAAAUACAUAGACAAAAUCUGCAUUUGUGAAUGUGGCCACUCAUAGAAAGUGACUUUUGAUUGCCAUAACUGUGUUUGGAAGAAAAAUGUGCCACCUUGAUGCAUCAGCAGAAAACAGAAGAAAAGCUGGAUGUGUUUUUGUUAUAAUUUGAGGUUUAACUUAAACUUUGUCAUCAAAAAGUAUUUUUUAGAUGCAUCUUUAGCUUUUAUUAUGCUAAAAAAAACAUAAUAGAGUUAAAGUUUCAUUACAACCAAUUUGGCAUAAUAUUUCUUCUUUAAGUGGGCUGUAAAGCUUAAUUUUUUGCUUCUCUGCCAUUAAAUGUAGCUCUCGUGAGUAGACUGUACUUAAAAUUGUACUCUUUAAUGAGAUGAGCAGAGCAUGGUGGCUAAUGGGAGGCGUGGAAAGACAUAUCUGAUCUCAAACCUGGUUCCUGUGUCCUGCGCUGUGGCAUUUCCUCUGUUGUCUUGUUGACAUAACCACAGCUUAAAAUAUGAGGAGAAGCAACUCUAAAAUCUUCACUCACGCAGAGAGAGAGUGGGUAGAGGAGGCCCUGUAUCUGGAGCACCAUCAUACCCCGGGCCUGGCGUGUGCUGUAAAGAGACUCAUGUCAGGGCGUCUCCACCUGCCCCGGCUCUCCUGCAGACCGCCCCACCUCAGCUCGGAUGAGCUCACACCCAGAGACAGGCUCCCGGACCUGGGCACAGCUCUGGAGAGUGAGGGGCCCUGUGAUGGAGCCCCAGAGGACCCCCUGUUCUCAGAGUCUCACCGCAAACUCAAACACUCCCGGAGCCUGGGCACGCUCACCAGUUGCAUCUCCAGGAUGUUUUUCGAUGUGGAGAAUGGGCUCUCGGUGGGACGCAGCCCUCUGGACGCUCAGGCCUCCCCCGGCUCCGGUCUGGUCCUCCAGGCCAACUUCCCCCACAGCCAGCGCCGAGAGUCCUUCCUGUACCGCUCCGACUCAGACUUCGACCUGUCCCCAAAGGUCCCAUCCAGGAACUCAUCUGGAGCCAGCGACCUGGAGGAAAGCUUGAAGCACUGGGAGGUCAACUGGUUGUCAUCUCGACAUACAGAGGACAUGAUUGUGACACCAUUUGCACAGGUCUUGGCCAGUCUGCGGACAGUCCGGAGUAACUUCGCCGUCAUCACCGGACAGCAGGACCGCACAGCCAGCAAAACAAGAUCCUCAGGAAGCAACCCACCGUCCAUGUGCAAGACCAGCCUCGCAGAGGAGCCUCACCAGCAGUUGGCCAUAGAGACCCUGGACGAGCUGGACUGGUGUCUGGAGCAGCUGGAGACACUAAAGACGCGACACUCUGUCAGUGAAAUGGCUUCCACAAAGUUCAAGAGGAUGCUGAAUCGAGAGCUCACUCAGCUGUCAGAGACCAGCCGCUCCGGAAACCAGGUGUCCGAGUUCAUUUCCAGCACAUUCCUCGAAAAGCAACAUGACAUGGACAUCAUGUCUCCUCCGGCCAAAGAAAAGGACAAGAAGAAAAGGCCCAUGUCCCAGAUCAGUGGAGUGAAGAAGGCCACACAGAGCCCGAGCAUCGCCGCCUCCACCAUCCCACGCUUCGGGGUGGCGCCGUGUCAGGAGGGGCUGCUGGCCAAGGAACUGGAGGACAUUAACCGAUGGGGCAUAGACAUCUUUAAAAUAUCUGAGUACUCUGGAUCCCGCCCACUCACGGUCACCAUGUACACCAUCUUCCAGGAGCGUGACCUGCUGAAGUCCUUUAAGAUCCCUGCAGACACCUUCAUCACCUUCAUGAUGACGUUAGAGGAGCAUUAUCACGCAGACGUGGCCUAUCACAACAACAUCCACGCAGCAGAUGUGGUCCAGUCCACACACGUGCUGCUUUCCACACCAGCACUAGAGGCUGUGUUCACAGACCUGGAGAUCCUGGCAGCUCUGUUUGCGAGUGCCAUUCAUGAUGUGGACCAUCCUGGAGUCUCCAACCAGUUCCUCAUCAACACCAACUCGGAGCUGGCUCUGAUGUACAAUGAUGCGUCUGUGCUGGAGAACCAUCACUUGGCCGUGGGCUUCAAACUCCUUCAGGAGGAAAACUGUGACAUCUUCCAGAACCUCAGCAAAAAGCAGAGGCAGUCUCUGCGUAAAAUGGUGAUAGACAUGGUGCUGGCCACAGACAUGUCCAAACACAUGAACCUUCUGGCUGACCUCAAAACUAUGGUAGAGACCAAGAAAGUGACCAGUCUGGGAGUGCUCCUGCUGGACAACUACUCCGACCGCAUACAGGUGCUGCAGAACAUGGUGCACUGUGCAGACCUCAGUAACCCCACCAAACCUCUGGAGCUGUACAGACAGUGGACCGACCGCAUCAUGGUGGAGUUCUUCACUCAGGGCGACCGCGAGAGGGACAAAGGCAUGGAGGUCAGCCCCAUGUGUGACAAGCACAACGCCUCCAUCGAGAAGAACCAGGUGGGCUUCAUUGACUACAUCGUGCACCCGCUGUGGGAGACGUGGGCAGACCUGGUCCACCCCGACGCCCAAGAAAUUCUGGACACAUUAGAAGACAACAGGGAGUGGUACCAGAGCAUGAUCCCCCACAGCCCCUCGCCCCACCCCGACUGUCCAGAGGGGGGCGCCACUCCCAUAUCCACCUCCGACCCCUCCGCUCCCAACACCUCCGCCGACAAAUUCCAGUUUGAACUCACCCUGGAGGAGGAGGGCGAGUCGGACAGCGAGAGCCCCGCGGAGGAGCAGGAGAGUGGGGACGUGUCACGGACUGGGACCCUCAAAAGAUCUGGAGAUGGAAGGACGUUUUCCAUUGACCAGACAGAGAAAGACGGCGGGAUUUCGGGUUUGUUCAAAAUCGGAACAUAGCGUCGUUUUUUUGUCGUUUGAUUUUAGUUCCAGUUUUUUGGAACUUUUUUUUGGAUAAGCAGGAAUUGUGGAGUUUGCACUGGAGAGAGACUGAGCUGGAGCUUCCACACCAACAAAACACGUGGCCCUUUCUUAGACUUUUUUGUGAAGGAGUUUUAAAAUCCAACAUGGCCGUCUUCCUGUUGUUCAGAAAGUCAGUGACACUUGGAAACUUCCAGGACAUUUUAGUCUUUUUAAAUUUUGUUUAUUUAAGACCACUGAAGAGGAGGUGGAGCUAUGCAGGAGUUGUUUAUGUAGCAAUUGUAUUAUUACUGAUAUCCUUUAACUUAACACAUGAAUAGAAAGGUGGUACACUAUUUUACUGAGGAUUUGUGCUUAUAUUUAAAUCAAAAUUUCUGAAUGGCUUUUGCUCCAAUUCCACAUUUAUUACCACUUUAACUGAUUUCUGCCGUUUGUUUUAAAAGGCCUUUACUGCACUAUUUUCAUCUGUGUUCGAAUGUUUUUUUCUCGUCACAAACACACCUGGAGUUGUGUUUCGUUUCAUUUAACAUACAAACCAAAACACAAAAUUUAGGCUGGGUUCUUCUCUCAAACUGAAAACACCCUAUUCCACUUUGUGAUGUCAUUAAGUGGUAAUACAGGAAAUGCUCCACUGUGUUUUUAAACUUCAAACACAUUCUUUAGAAUCAUUUUGAUCAUUUCAGCCGUGGAUUUGCCUUUGCCUUUGAAACAGCUCUCGUUUUAGCCUCAUUGAAACUGCUUCACUCCUCUGUGCACCAGCAGAUAUUAGAGACUUUCUACUGAAAAUCUCACCUGUACAGAAGUUAAAAAUAUGCAAAACAAAAGCAACAACUUGAGGAGUAAAGCAGGUCAAUUGAUGCUAAAAAAAGGAGCUGUUAACUUUAAAACUAUCACUGAAUGAUAUCAUGACGUGGAACAGAGCGUCUUAAGCUUUGGGGAUGCAGACAGUAAUAAUGCAGGAUUACUCAAACUUGUGUGAAUGAAACAAAACACAACUCCAGGUGUGUUUUUGAGGAGGAAACCGCAUGAUAACAGGACUUAAACCUCACAUGAGUCAUUUUUGUGUAAUAUAGGACCUUUAAACACAAUUUUAUUUUUACAGUGAUUAUAGUUUCAUAUUUUUGACCCCACAUUAUUGACAAAUUACCUUUUAAUACACCACAGCCGCUGAAGUGAAACAGCAACAAAGCAGAUCCAUAAAAAUCCAUUGGAAGCUGUGUGGCGCCAUCUGGUGUUGUUCAUCGGUAUCGUCAGAACUCUGUAGGACAAAAUUGAGAUACCAGUUUUGCUUAUACAUGAUAAUGUUAUUGUUAUUUAACUCACUCCAACUUUACGACACCCUUUUAUCAGUUUGCCUUAGCACUUUAGUUAUAUUUUUGUUAAAUUUUUUGCCAGCCCUUUUAUUGGGAAGGGCUUGAGAUGACACAAAGGAGGCUAUAGACUGAAACUGAAUAACUACUACCAAAAAAAAAAAAAAAAAAAAAAAAAAAAUCAACACUACUUUACAGGUUAAAUCUUCCAAUUGCUUUACUCUUCCUGUACAAAAGUCUGAGCACUGCACGCUGUGUUUUUUUUUUCUACCCCAUGAUACACAAUCAAACCGUUACCAUGGGAACGACUGUAAACCGAAAACCAAACCAGGCCGCAGAUGUCCGUGCCAAAUUUUGAGCGAUGAUGGUUCAAUAUUUCCACCGGGGACUCGCGGUCAAUGUCAGAACAAGUGCCAACCAUAACACGAAGCGUACUGUAUUUUCCACUCUGCCCUUGGCUAAUUUCCAUGAGUCGCUUUGAUUGUAGCCCCUGUGCUUAUCUGAACUACAUUGUCUUAAAAAAAAAAAAACUGUGGUGAGUGAUUUUGUUUUGUUUUCUUUCUGAAGAUUUGCUACGAAAAACAGACUAGAAAACCAGAAAAAAGAGAUCCGAAGCACUUUGUAUUGUAUCCUCCCUGCACUUCCAGCGAGAGUGAGCGGCGCCCCCUGUAGGCAGUGGAUGAGAGGCCCGCUCAUGUGUAUUACGGACUGUACAAACCUACUGUGAUGUGGCGAAUGCAUGACACUGCCUGUGAGUCCAGUGUGACGUGCUCCGCCAUCAGCCAUGAAGUCAACAGGGUCUAAUCUAAUCUAACUUUUUGGUUAAGGGUCCGUCACCUGCUUGUUUCUGUGGAUAUAUCACUGCUCUGCCUGGAAUGUUCCACAGUGUGACAUUAAACAGUUUUACUUUACAUUUACUCGAUUACAGGUGCUUUUAUAAUUCAAAAAUAUCUAGAAAAACAGACACUGUGACUGAGCAGGGUCACCUCUCCACAGAUCUGACCCUCUCAUAAUGUGUGCAUUGUGUCUCCAUGGUAACUGAUCAACAUUUUGCCAUAGAAAUACAUGUAGAACCCACCUAAACAGAACUAUGAAAGCUGGUUGUGAAAGCUGUGUUAUUUAAAACCAUAUUUUUUCUGGAGUUUUCAGACUUUUUUGACUGUUUGCUAAUGUGUGCAUUGUGUCUCCAUGGUAACUGAUCAACUGAUUCCGCCAUAGAGAUACAUGUAGAAACCCUCCCUGAAGAUAGAAAUGUUUAAUACCACACUGUGAAAUAUUCCAGACAAAACAACAUCUCCAUGAAGAAAAGUGUUUGGGACCAUCAUUAUAAUGUCGUCCCCUCAUCAAAAACUUGUCUUAAGAGGUUUUAGAAAUCAUCUGUGCAUGUUUGAGUAAUUUAAUGAUCUCUCCCGGGCCUUAUUCAAACCCUCCUUACAGUUAACAGUCCAGUUUUGUCCUAAACUCAGCCCACUCAACUAUUUUCCACAAAUAUACCAAAGUAUGAUUCAAAACAAAACUCUCCAACUUCAUAAACCUUCAGUAGUGAAGUUGUAAUGUGAUAGUGCUCUGAAGGGGGAGUGGCUUAGUGCAGGGAGCAUAAGGAUAAGGGAUUCAGAAGGUCAAAAACAAAAGUAAACUAGAUACAUUUUCGGGGAAUACAGCAUUUUCAGAUCAAUAAAAGGUAACAGGGAGAUCUUUAUAUGUUAAUAAGCAUAAAAGACGAAAGACUAAUCGGCUUCAUCACUUUUAAUCUGAAUUUGAAAACCUAUGCAAAAUAAAACUUGAAAGAUCUACAGCUGCUCAAAAGCUAAUUCUAAUUUUAUGCAGAAAAUGUGGUGUCAUUUGAAAAUGUAACUGAAUUAAUUAAUGUAAGUGACGUAGGUGUGUUCAUUCAGUUUAAGUUCAACAUUUGGGAUUUUUUCUUUAAAAUAUUAUUCAAACUGCAUAUGACAGGUUCUUAUACUUUUCUAAUUAUUAUAAUAUAAUAAUGAUAUACCUGUGGAAAAUACUUAGCACAGUUUGAGGUCAGUUCAGUGGUAAGAAAAGUACCAAAAUACCAAUGUUAUCAAUUCCAAAAGAAAAGAAAUGUAGAUACAAAUUACACUCAAAGAAGACAUUUUUCUGACAUUUUGAACACUGAUUUAACUAAGCACAGGUGUUAGAAUAAUUUUUUGUUAACAUUAAGGUUGCUAGGUAACAGUUAUGGCAUGAUCUCUAGAUCCUGUUUGUCGUAUGUGCUGCCCGUGUCCAACCAGCAAGGAAAAUUACAAACUUGAUCAAAAUUUUAAAACUAGCGAAAACUAGACAAGAUUUUAGGUCAAAUUUAAAAUAUAAGGAAGUUUAGAAAUGAGUAAUCUAACCUGUCAAAUAUACUUGAAGAAAAUACUGCAUAACUGAUCGAGAAACAAACACAGUAUAGAAGUAAAGUAGAACUGGGUGUGUACUGAGACUUUAUUAAUACCUUGAUUUUUAAAUUUAAUUUUUUUUUUCUAGCACCACCACUGCAAUACUGAUAUCAAAUGUACACUAUGUAACUUUUCUUGAGGAUACACUUGAUUUGAAAGUGAAAUGGGGGUUUGAGUUGGGGUUAUAUUGAUAUGGCUGAAGUUAAUUCCACUUUCAUUAGUGUUCAGACGAAGCAGAGCAGUGACAUCUCCAUAGAAACAAGCAGGUGACGGACCCAAACCCCAACUUUAAGCUUCCAAAACUCGUCUUCCAAUUCUAAAAGUAAAAGUUUCUUCCAAUACGCUACUCGUUCUUCUUCUUCCAUUUCCUUUUUCAGAUUCUUCUUCUAUGGCUGCUUGGCGCUCAUGCAACAUGUGGACGUGUUCAUAUUGGAGACAGAACAUUGCAUUUUAUUGUGUGAAAUGACGUUACCGCCUUAUUUUAUUUAUUUAACUUUUUUCAAGCUGGUUUUAAGAUGCUGAAUUCCUCUGUAAAGCAGUCCACCUCACUCCAGGAUGCCUUUAACACUAAAAAAGGACUAACUGCCACCAUUACAAAGCACUGUUGUUGACCGCUUUUAUGGAACAUUAUUUAUUUCAUGUGGUUUGGUCUGUGAGGGAGUUGAUUUUGUGAGUUCUUCCAUUCGUUCCUUCCUCGCCCAGUUACCUCGCUGUGGUAGACUUUCAUUUCCUUAACUUCCUUCUCUUCAAUUCCUCCUUGUACUACCAUUUUUAAUCUGUCAAUCAAAUGCGGCAUGUUAAAGGGCCCAUAUGACACUGUUCUCUGAUCUGUGGUAUAAUGUUUCCUCAUCACAAACUUCAGUGCUGAGUUGUGUUUUGUUUCAUUCACAUGUUUCACACUCACAUCCUGCAGAUUUAGGCUGAGCUCUUCUCUCAAACUGAAAACACUCUGUUCCACCUUGUGCUGUCAUGUGGUAAUACAGGAAGUGCUCCACUGUGUGUUUUUUUUUAAAACUCCUUCACUAGAAUCAUUUGGAUUAGACCUGGAAUUGCCAAUCUCUACUAAACUAAAGGUAAAAGGUAACAUGAAAACUACCACUUCAUGACAUCACAAAGUGGAACAGAGCAUUUUGAAGCAUAAUGAAGGAUUAAUCAAACGUGUGAAUGGAAUGAAACACAACUCCAGGUCUGUUUUUGAAGAGGUAAAAACAUUCUAGGAAAGUCUGUCCUCUCCUUUCUCCUCCUCUCUCCUCUCCUCCUCUGCUCCUCUCCUCCUCAUUCCUCUGCUCCUCUCCUCCUCUCCUCUUCUCCUCUGCUCCUCUCUCCUCUCCUCCUCUGCUCCUCUUCUCCUCUGCUCCUCUCCUCCUCUGCUCCUCUCCCCUCUCCUCUCCUCCUCUGCUCCUCUUUCCUCUCCUCCUCUCUGUUUCUCCUCUGUGGCUGGGACUUCUUCACCUGUUUCCUGCAGAAUCGAGGAGAGGAAUCAAGGAGAAGGAGGCAAAGAAAGAGAAUGAGACAGGGACUCUGUAGCCACAUUGGCUCUGUAGUCUCCAUGUUGGUUGUAUCUGUGGUUUUCUCAGAGGUUUCUGACACGGCUCGUACAGUCUGACUCUUGCACCUUUGACAAUCUCAACAGCAGUGUGUGUCCUCUCUCUGACUGUAAUGCCUUUGCCAAUAAAGGUGAAACUCUU
Boleophthalmus pectinirostris (great blue-spotted mudskipper) is the source of this 9058-nucleotide messenger RNA. Its product is annotated as cAMP-specific 3',5'-cyclic phosphodiesterase 4D-like. Lineage: Eukaryota; Metazoa; Chordata; Actinopteri; Gobiiformes; Gobiidae. Gene Ontology annotation, molecular function: 3',5'-cyclic-AMP phosphodiesterase activity. Gene Ontology annotation, biological process: signal transduction. The transcript is spliced from 18 exons. The coding region runs from base 1289 to 3634 and encodes 781 amino acids. Gene Ontology annotation, cellular component: perinuclear region of cytoplasm; cytosol; nucleus. The record is from RefSeq and is a predicted model, not a curated record.